Messenger RNA from Monascus purpureus, 3351 nucleotides. The record is from the annotation of a GenBank genome assembly. NCBI's taxonomy places the organism in Eukaryota, Fungi, Ascomycota, Eurotiomycetes, Eurotiales, Aspergillaceae.
AUGGAACCCAUGGACACCAAGCCGUUCAAUUCAUACUCCCAUCAACCACCUCCCGAUUACUAUGACUCCAAUCCUAGAGAAAACGAUGAUGCGCUGUCCAUAUCCCCAAUAUCAGGUCCCGGUCCAGAAGACCGAACUCCGCUUUCUGCGAAGAGCGGAAAGGAACCAAGGGGCGCAUACAGGCCCAUCCGCCAUGCGGACGAUGCCGAAGCUUACCUAGAAAGUAUCACGGAAGCAGAGAGGGAUCUGCUCAUCGGUUCAAGAUUCUCCUUGGACUCUAAUGAUAGUGACGAUUUUGGAGAUCGACAUUUUCAAAAACAACCUGAAAAGGGGCGGAAGGGGAUACGCUAUUUCUUGCCGACGUGGCGGUAUGCACUUCUUGGCGUGGUGGUAAUUCUGGUUGCUCUUUUUGGACUCUGGGGAGAUGUUAGAUUUCUGUCUGGGCCGCCUCCUGUUCAUUAUGAUCCGGUUUCAUGGUAUCCUACUCCUCUUGGGGGAACUGUGAGGGAAUGGGAGGAGAGCUACCGCAAAGCUCAGCAGAUGGUCCAGGAAAUGACCCUAGUUGAAAAGGUUAACAUCACCACUGGAACAGGUUGGCAGAUGGGGUUGUGUGUGGGGAACACGGGGCCUGCCGACAUCGUCAAAUUUCCUUCUCUGUGUUUGCAGGAUGGACCUUUAGGGCUGCGGUUUGCAGAUAAUAUCUCUGCGUUCCCGGCAGGCAUCACGACGGGAGCUACAUGGAACCGAGAUCUCUUUCGUGAGCGUGGCCGUGCACUAGGCCAGGAAUCCCGUCUGAAAGGCGUGAAUGUCAUCCUUGGUCCGUCUAUGGGUGCUAUAGGAAUGAACCCGGCAGGAGGUCGUAACUGGGAAGGCUUUGGCUCCGACCCUGUACUCCAAGGCGUGGCAGCUGCGGAGACCAUUCGAGGAAUCCAACAGAAUGGUGUAAUGGCUACUGCUAAGCACUACGUGAUGAACGAACAGGAGCAUUUUCGUCAGCCUUUCGAAUGGGGCAUACCGACUGCCAUAUCAUCCAACAUCGACGACCGUGCUCUGCACGAAGUCUUUGUGUGGCCUUUUGCUGAGAGCAUUCGCGCGGACGUUGCGAGUAUUAUGUGCUCCUAUCAAAGGGUAAACAACAGCCAUGCCUGUGAGAAUAGCAAGAUCCUUAAUGGAAUCUUGAAGGAUGAGCUCGGAUUCCAGGGCUUUGUUCAAUCAGACUGGCUCGCACAACGUUCCGGAGUGGGCAGUGCUCUGUCAGGCUUGGACAUGAGUAUGCCUGGGGAUGGUCUGCGCUGGACUGACGGAGAAUCCCUGUGGGGCAGCCAGCUCACUAGGGCAGUACUAAACUCAUCUGUUCCCAUGGAACGACUAAACGAUAUGGUGACGCGCAUUGUGGCGGCUUGGUACCAUCUCAAGCAAGAUACUUGGGAACAUCCGCCACCUGAAGGAGAAGGUGGCCCGAACUUCUCAUCGUGGACCAAUGAGGAAAUUGGCCAUUUGCACGAGGGAAGCGAUGAUGAUGAUGCUACAGGGGUGGUGAACCACUUUGUAGAUGCGCAGGGGAAGGGACCAGAUGCUCAUUGGAAUGUUGCCAGGAAGGUUGCGGCGGAGGGGACGGUUCUGCUGAAGAAUAUUGAUAAUAUUCUACCAUUGUCUCGAGAUGGAUCUGGUCCAGGAGCUCCUUUCCGGGUAGGAAUCUAUGGGGAAGAUGCCGGUCCGGGCAACGGACCUAACGCAUGCCCCGAUCGAGGAUGCAACCAGGGAACCCUGGCGUCAGGCUGGGGCAGCGGAGCUGUUGAAUUCCCCUACCUGGUCAGUCCAUGGGAGGCUCUUCAGACCGCCUGGACGUCGGACAACGUCGACACGAAGGGCUAUCUGACAAACACGGUUGAGCAAGAAGACCUCCAGGAUAAGGACCUAUGUAUCGUGUUUGCCAAUGCAGAUGGGGGAGAAGGAUUUAUACACAGAGAUGGUAUCCACGGCGACCGAAAUGAUCUCUUCCUCCAAGGGGGAGGUGAUCGUCUUAUUAGAUCAGUCGCGGCUGGCUGCGGAAACGGACAAGGGAAGACGGUAGUUGUCAUCCAUGCAAUUGGGCCUGUAUUCAUGGAACCCUGGAUCGAUCUCCCAGGCGUACAUGCGGUUCUCCUUGCCAAUCUACCAGGAGAAGAGAGCGGAAACGCCCUGGUUGACGUGCUAUUCGGAGAAGUCGAUGCCAGCGGAAGACUCCCGUACACCAUUGGCAAGACCUUAGCAGACUAUGGACCCAAUGCACAGGUUCUCUACAAAGCCAACGGACCCGUCCCGCAAGUGACUUUCACGGAUGGCCUAUAUAUCGACUACCGCCACUUUGACCGACAAAAUAUCACUCCCCGGUUCGAGUUCGGGUUCGGCCUGUCCUAUACCACAUUCCAACUCUCCAACCUCAAUAUUGUCCCACUACUCGAGAAAUCGGCAUUACCAUCUCCUCGGCCCAAUGACACCGCGUCUCCACCAUCCUACGACACCGAACGGCCGGAUCCCGCUCUUUCCCUAUUUCCAGCCGGCUUCCGACAGCUGCAUAAGUACAUAUACCCUUAUCUCUCCAGUCUGGACGGUACAGAACCAAAGAAAAACCCCUACCCGUUCCCACCCGGCUAUCACAAAACGCAGCAUCCCUCUCCAGCCGGAGGCGGACCCGGGGGAAACCCAUCUUUAUACGAGCCAGUAGUGCGGGUCCAGGUGCAAGUCGACAACACAGGCUCACGGACCGGAAAGGAGGUAGCCCAGUUAUAUGUCUCGUUCCCGGCGAACGUAACAGAGAAAUGGGGUAAGCUACCAUGGCAGCACGACGAGAUCGAAUUCCCCGUCCGGGUUCUCCGGAAUUUCACGAAAAUCGAGCUCCAAUCAGGCGAGUCGGAGGUUGUGGAGAUGACGCUUUCCCGGAAGGAUCUAAGCUAUUGGAGCGUGAGGCGGCAGAACUGGGUGAUGCCUGAGCAGGGGAAGUUUGGCAUUUGGGUUGGGAGGAGUAGUCGGGAUUUGGCAUUGGUUGGCGAGUAUUAGAACGGCGUGAGAUAUAUUUGGAGUAACGUAUACUUGGAUGGUAUAAUCGGAUUGAAUCGCUUGGUUACCUCAAUGCUAGGCUGUUGAGGUCCUCUUACCAUCACACCCGAUCAAAGAGGCAUAAAUACAGGAAUAAGUCCGUGCACUAUUCUAACAAUGAAACUGCAUCCGAAGCACAGUUACAAGGGAGCUGUCCAGAUCUGCUGUUAGUCGCCGUUGGUGCCCAUCACCUCUCUAACAUCAUGGACUACGAUAAGCCUCUCGACCGUCUUCACCUGGCAGAGGAGGCUGAAUGGGCUGGUUGUAUGAAAU